UUCGCAGUCCAUCCUGUACACACCGAAGCGGUAGCUAAUAUCUCUGGCAGAGCGGAACUAUUGAUGAGUGUCUUCGUGCUGGCACUCAACGUUGUGGUUUUUUCUACUCUGAUCGUGUUGGCAACGUUUAGCAAAGAGCAGGGCAUCACCCCCAUCUGCAUCGCCAUGGAGUUCUUGAACGGAAUACCACGAAAGAAAUCCUUUCUGACUCGAUGUUCUCUUUCAUUUCUACGCUUGUAUGUGAACAAUUUCACAUCGCCAAAGUUCACUGAGUUGGACAAUGCAGCUGCAUUUUUGGCAUCUUACAGCCAUCUGUGGCUCAUAAACCUUCGCCUUCUAAUCCUACCGUAUUCCCUCUGCUUCGACUAUUCAAUGGGUUGCAUUCCGGUCGUACAGAACUGGACAGACCUUCGUGCUCUUGCACUGCCAACUGUACUGGCACUGAAAUGUGUCAUAUGCAUCACAUUAAGUGCUAUUUCAGCCGUCAUCGGUGUUAUCACUUUCCUACCGGCAAGUAAUCUGCUCGUUACUGUUGGUUUCACCGUUGCUGAAAGAGUUCUGUACCUGCCGUCUGUGGGAAUGUGCAUCAUCAUGGCUCGGAUAUUCGAGAUAGCACGACGUCGAAUCCAAAACGCCGAGAAGUUCUUAAUUGCGGUUCUGGUCAUCGCUAUGACGAUGACUUAUCAGCGCUGUGAGGAAUGGCGUACUGAGCUCGACCUUUACGCAAGUGGUCUACGUGUCUGCUCGCAAAACGCUAAAGUUCACUACAACCUUGGCAAAGUUCUAAGCAAAAUCGGUGACGUGACUGGAGCGGAACACAAUUAUUGGAAUGCUAUCCGGUUGAAUCCGAACUAUGAGCAUGCAAUGAAUAAUUUGGCAAACAUUCUGGAGGCCAAGGGACGAAGUGGAGAAGCUGAAAUUCUCCUCAGAAAGGCACUCAGGGGCCGUCCUACGUUCGCCGUUGCCUGGAUGAAUCUUGGCAUCACCCUGAUGAACCAGGGAAGAUACGAGGUAAGCACCUCAUCGGCAAUGAUCUAUGAAGUAUCCCUUAUACAGCAUUUUCAUUCGCCUCAACGGGUGCAUUUUAUCGAAACCUCCUGCAGCCUUUCAGCAUAG
Molecule: messenger RNA, 1116 nt
Organism: Haemonchus placei
Lineage: Eukaryota; Metazoa; Nematoda; Chromadorea; Rhabditida; Trichostrongylidae
Source: the annotation of a GenBank genome assembly